AUGAGUGUUUUAAUCAAAUAUGCAAAACCGGGUAGUCUCGGAACGGUGUUCAAUGUGCAGGUGUUAUGGCGAUUAAACUCGACAUCGGCAGAAACUGCUAAGAAAGAUGAGGAAGAAUUUAGAGUACUCGAUUUAUUUAAGAAAAGGGAUAAACAAAAAAAGAGAUCAGCCCGAAGAACUGAUAUACAACCAGACAGAGCUGAUAGGAUGGCAACGGAUCAGAAUUGGGGCAACGUGUGGCCCGGCCCGAAGAGCUUCCACCCGUCGUCUGUGCCACUCCCGCUGCGCCAGGGCUACGUGCCCAAGGGCCAGGCGCCCCCAGGCAAAAAGGCCAACGCCGAGCUGAUUAAGAUACCCAACUUCCUGCACCUCACGCCGCCCGCCAUAAAAACUCAGUGCGAGGCGAUCAAGCAGUUCUGCACCGAGUGGCCCAAAGCGCUGAACUCGGAGGAGUCUAUAGAGAACUAUUACCCUUUGGAGGUGAUCACGUCCGACUACUGUCACGCCAGCCCCUCGAUCCGCAACCCUUUGUCGAGGAUUGUCAAUCUGAGAGUGAAACUGUCCACUCUUAAUCUGGAUAAGCACGCCAGAGACAAGUUUCUCAGGCUGGUAGGUGACAGGUACGACGAGAAGACCGACCUGGUGACCUUCAUAGCGGACCGCUGCCCGAUGCGCAAGCAGAACCUGGACUACGCGAACUACCUGCUGACCGCCUGCUACCACGAGUCGUGGAGCGUCGAGGACUGGGAGCGGGAGAAGAGCGAGGAGGACAUGGAGUACUACGAUUGGGAUAACAACGCAUCAAAGAGGAGCCUAAUCGACUGGUACAUGAAGUGCAACGGCGAGGAAGCGUCUUUAACCGAUGAAGAGUACAAAAGUUUUGAUAUAUCCAAGGUGCCGAAUGCCGAUGCUUACAAAGAGGCGGUCUCCAGCCUGAUGAACGACGGCGAAAGCGACGCGACCCUCAAGAAGUACGGCGCGGCGGUCAGGAAACUGCUAGGGUUGCCAGAUAAGGGGGCUGCG
Iphiclides podalirius (scarce swallowtail) is the source of this 1023-nucleotide messenger RNA. The record is from the annotation of a GenBank genome assembly. Lineage: Eukaryota; Metazoa; Arthropoda; Insecta; Lepidoptera; Papilionidae.